AUGUCUUUUGCCAGCGGCGGUGCAUUCUCUUUCGGGUCGAACAACAAUAAUCAGAGCACCGGGUUUGGUGGUUUCGGCAGCAAUACCAACGCAGGCACAGGGUUCGGUACAAACACGAGCACUACUGGCUUUGGUUCCAGCACUGCGACUGCGAAUCCAUUUGGGAGCAGCACAUUCGGAUCUAACACUGGAGGCUUCGGUGGCAAUACAAACACGUCCGGCUCCCUCUUUGGCAACAAGCCUGCCUCAAAUCCCUUCGGCUCGACAACCACGAAUACAGGAGGUGGAAUAUUCGGUAGCUCAAACACCAAUACUGGAUUUGGUUCAGGAGGUGGUUUUGGAAGUACCAACAAUGCUUUCGGUAGCAACACGGGCGGCACAGGGUUCAGCUUUGGCAGCGCAUCAAAGCCGACCUUCGGUUCCAGCAACAACUCAACCCCCUUGUUUGGUCAAGGUGGUGCAGGAACCACAGGCGGGUUUGGAUCUACUACAUCAAGUCCCUUCGGCGCUGCUGGCAGCGGAACGGCUCUAGGCAACCAACCCGUCGCUCCGUCCGAAGGCACAGCUUCAACACCAUAUGCGCCCACACUCGAAAAAGAAGCUGCGGGCUUAUCAAGCAACUACCAGAGUAUCAACUUUAUGCCACCUUACCAAAAAUAUUCGUUUGAAGAAUUGCGUCUAGCAGAUUACAACGCGGGCCGAAGAUAUGGGAACACCACCGGCCAGGCUGGUGGAUUCGGUUCGAACACUUUUGGAGGCUUUGGAUCAAGCAACACUGGCUUUGGCAGUAACACCAGCUCCACCCCUAACCCAUUCGGAUCUACGGCCGCGUCGUCGUCGGGCUUCGGCGCCAACACUGCCACAUCCGGUUUUGGUGGUGGUGGCCUAUUCGGAAAUAAGCCCGCUGGGGGAGGGUUGUUUGGCACGCAGUCCACUGCUGCUCCUUCGACUGGUCUAUUUGGAACCUCUAACACCGCGACAAAUGCAUUUGGCAGUGGAACCACGGGCUUUGGCUCGGGCGGCGGUCUCUUCGGUCAAAACCAAAACCAGAGUAAGCCCAGUUUGUUCGGUAACCCAUCCAGCACCACGUCAUCGUUCUCGUUCGGCAACACCAAUACUGCCAACACGAACACAGGUACUGGCUUGUUUGGCAACAACACCAAUACUUCGAACACAAGUGCAUUCGGUGGCAAUCAGCAACAAUCUAGCGGAUUGUUCGGGAACAACACCAAUCAGCAGCAGAAGCCUUCGCUUUUUGGGAAUACCAGCUUUGCGGCAUCAGCAAAUCAGAAUCAACAAUCAGGUGGCUUGUUUGGCAAUACCAACAACACACCCACCAGCGGCGGCCUUUUCGGCAACACCACCAACACCAAUACCAGUACCAGUGGUGGAUUGUUCGGUACCAAUAACAGCACCUCAGGUACUUCCCUCUUCGGAAACAAUGCCGGCAACCAGCAGAAGCCUGGGGGUAUUUUUGGCGGAAGCACAUUUGGAAACACUAACACCAACACCGGCGGAGGCCUUUUUGGGAAUACCAACAACCAACAGCAGUCAGGAGGCCUGUUCGGAAACACGAGUACAAAUACAGGUUCAGGGUUUUCGUUCGGAAAUACUGCCAGCAAACCUGCAGCAGGUUCCCUCUUCAACACCACCAACAACCAGCAGGGAGGCUUCGGUGGCUCAACCAGCGGCUUUGGAAGCAUAUUCGGCACUUCACAGAACAACCCACAGAACCAGCAGCAACCUGACUUCAAGGUCUCGUCCCUGAACGAUCCGAAUCCUUAUGGUCAGACCUCUAUCUGGACCGGACUCCCAGUGCCAACACCGGACAAUUCGAAGCCACUUUUCACUCCAUUGUCCGCCACCCAGAAACUGAAGGAAAGCCAAUCAAAGCCACCACCGAGCCUCAGACUCAACCAGUCUCGUUACAUGACGCCACCCCGACGUUCUGGUUUUGGAUUCUCUUAUUCGACUUAUGGCACACCUAAUAGUGCAGCCAGCACACCUGGUGGGAGUGGUUUGAGCAGCAGCAUGUACGGCAGUCGGAGUUUCAAUGGCGGCAGCUUCGGUCGCUCGUUUGGUAAGAGUGCAUCUGCCAGCAAUUUGAGGUCCCAGUUUACAGUAGAUGGCGAGGGCGUGCUUAGCCCCAAUGCAUUCGCUUCCACCAAUACCAGAUGGUCAAGUGGCAAUAUGCGCCGACUGACCAUUGAUCGAAGCAUCAGAAACGAUCUUUUCAGCCGACCUUCCCUCCCCGCAUUCCCGACAAACACUCUUGAUCGGUCAGUCAAUGGGAACAACGAGGUUUCCGUUGUCGCAAAUGGCGAAUCGUUAUCAGCCAGCGAACCGACGAACAAGUUGAAGAAGCGUGUGAGUUUUGACAAGGAUACCGCUGGCGGAUCGAACGGGGUCUUGAAUGGUGAAUCCGGAGCUUUGGUGAGGACCGAGAAUGACCGAGAUGAGGUUGAUGGGAUUCCUGCUGGCUCUGCUGUGAAUGAUACACCUACAUCUGAGGUCGAACCAGUUCGCGGUAAUGAACUAGCUGUUGUUCCAGAAGAUCGCGAGUCCGACGACGUUAUCUCCAGGAAGACGACUGUCCAAGCCAAGCCAGAUCCUCAGCCCGGGGACUACUGGAUGAAACCCACUCGUGCCGAACUAAGCAAGAUGCCUCGUGAGAAGCUGUCGCGAUUUGUUGGUUUUGAGGUUGGUCGAAAGGGAUGUGGUAAGGUUGUGUUCAACGGUCCAGUGGAUCUUACGAGUCUUCCCUUAGACGAUCUUUACGAGAAGAUUGUGGAAAUCCGUCUGCGGUCAGUCACCGUCUAUCCUGAUGCCAGUUCUAAGCCACCAGUCGGCAAGGGUUUGAACGUACCGUCGACGAUUUCGAUCGAGAACUCCUGGCCGAGAUCCCGUGGUCAGCCCUCUUCCGCCACAAGUGGACCGAUCUUCGACAAGCAUGUCAAUCGCCUCAAGAAGAUGCAUGGCACUGAAUUUGUGAAUUACGAAGUGACCACAGGUGUAUGGACGUUCCGAGUACCUCACUACACCCGCUACGGAUUGGACUAUGAUGACGAUGAAAUGGGCCAGAGUCUGCUGUCAGCCCCACCGGACUCACUGAACAGCUCCCUAUCUACAGAGAACUCGGGAAUGGAUGUUGACAGUGAAGCACAUGAUGAUUACGACGUUGACGGCGACGAUGAUACGUUUGCCUUCAAACAAAAGACCCUGCCCGGUGGCUACGGUCGACAAUCCAUCGUCGAUUACCACAAUGAUGUUCCCGCGGCUCAGGCUACUGAAGAAAGUGCAAUGGGUUCUGAGAUGGAAGAAGACUACUCCGACGAUGAAAAUGAUAAUGAAGUGAGCAUGGUGGGCUCAUAUCCUCCACCCACUGCUAGCCCUAAUAAACCAAUCCUCAAGCACAGCACUAUGGGCACGCCCGGAAAAGCCCUCAUCAACAUUGACGGCGACUGGGCGGAACAGCUCCAACGCACUAUCAGCCCACGCAAACAGAACCGCGAUGCACUCCGACAAGUACAGAGCAAAAUCCUUCUCGACCGCACAUACGAACCUAUGAGGCCUAGUCUUGACUUCAAGCCCGUCAACAAGACUGAAUUUCGCACGAGCAUCGACAUAAUGAAUUCGCUUUUCAGCAGACACGAGGAAAGAAUGGCACAAUUGAAAGGAAAGAAGGGGAAGUCGGAGGCUGGACCAGAUUUUGAGUUCCCAUAUGCAAAGCGCGCGAAGACGUUCGAAGAUCAAAUACGAGAUGAAUCCACCCAAAUGGGUGAAAACGAUAAGCUCUGGCGUGCAAGUUUCAAGCCUCAUUUUACGUCGAUAAAUCAGCUUGUCUACAAGUCGGUUGACGCACCUAAUGAGAGUGAUUGGACAACGGAGGUGCUGGCACAUAGCGGAACUACGGGCAGGAAUGUUGUUAUAUCUUCGCUCCGGACAGUCACCAUUGAAAACUCUAUGUUGACGGACGCUCAGGUGCUGCUCGCCGAGAAUGUUCCCUGGAUCAAACACGAAGCCGUCGCCUUUUCUCAAAUUAGAGAUCACCUCGUGCAGCAUCGUAUUGCUGCCGGGGAACUCGACAUCUACGAACUACUUCAUGUCCUUUUCGAUGACUACGAGGACGAGUUCACCCUAGGUCUAAACCGCCAACAACAACAGGAAUUCCAGUCGCGAAUUCGAAGAGACCGCCUCUCAAAGUACCUCUCGGAGCUUGUGUGGCGUCGGUACGGUGACCGCAUUAAGGACUCAUCAAAACUUAACGGCGCCACCGCAGCCAUCAUGCAACUCACGGCGAACAGCAUCCAUGCUGCAUGCGACUCACUAAUGCAAGAGAAGGAUUUUAACCUGGCCUUGCUGGUCGCGCAAAUUGGGCAGGCGGAUUCAGCUUUUCAGGAGGACAUCGCGGAUCAGAUCUCCGCAUGGCGCGGUCAGAGGGUCAUUUCCGAAAUGAGCGAGGAGAUUCGUGCAUUGUAUGAGAUACUCUCGGGAAACACGAAUAUCGUACAGGGAUGGCAGAAUGUGCCUGUUGAAGAUCGCGCGUCGACGUUCGCCAUCUCGGAAAAAUUCGGACUGGAUUGGAUCCAGGCUUUUGCGUUGUGCUUCUGGUAUGGGAAGCACAAGAACGGCGAGAUUCAUGAAGUGGUCGCGGAUUUCCAGGAGAAGUUGAACUCUAAGCUCGAAUCGGCUACUCCUUUCUGCGGGGAGAACGAAUAUGAAGAUCCGCUAUGGGUGGUAUUGAAGAUCUUUGCGGGCAACAGUGGAACCAACAAGGGAAAGGCAGGUAGCAGGGCCGCUGCUUCUGUUGCCAGCCAGAUUGAAAAACCUGUGCUACCCCAAGCUCUCUCGGCGCUGUCUCAACCUUGGAACUCCGAGACGACGUUUCGUCUCCACCACGCCAUUGUCGCCACAAUACCAGGAAUCUCAAUCGAUCAGAACCGAUCCGACGACCUAGCGCUGUCUCUUGCAUUCGAGUACUCCGCACGUAGAGACACUGUGGGCGCGGUCUAUGCACUCCUCCACCUCUCCGAUCCCGCACAGCGGGUAGAUCAGAUUCGCCAUCUCCUCGAUCGGCAUGGCGCCACAUUGCCGUCUCCGCCACGUCCCGACGGCGCCGCCGCCACCCAAGGCUCUUCACUCUGGGCAGCUUUCACAACCUCUCUCUGUAUUCCUGCACCAUGGAUCCACCAGUCCAAAGCUCUCCACGCGCGCUCAUGUAAUAACCAUCUCGCGGAGCUGAACUAUCUCCUCGCUGCAUCAGACUUCCGCAGCGCUCACGACUGCUUCCUCCGACGUGUGGCCCCGCGAUUGGUUAUCGACGAAGACUGGGAAACUCUGAGAGAAGUAUUGGGAUGGUUUGGGGAUGAGGCAGAGCAGACAGUUGACACGGCAAUGGCAAGUGGUGGAGACGAAAACUUAGGGACCCAGUGGAGGACCGGUGGACAAGUGUAUGCCGAUUUUGUGGAGUUGAUGAUGGAUCUAUCUACACCAACACGACGUGGGUCGGCCGACGGCAGCGCGGAGACAAAGCGCAGAGCGAAGAAGGGGCUGCUUUUGCGACUUCAAGGUUCGCUGACGGAGUUAAACGCACAAUCGCAAGUUAUGUCGUCUGCUACGGGAUCGGGCUUCUCGGAUCUGAACAAGGAUCGCGAGAAGCUUGAAGAAAGAGUAGCUUUGUGCGAGAUGGGGAGAAUGGUUGCGAGGGGUUUGGAAUUGGAGAGUGAAGGUGUCAGUGAAAAGAAACAUAUCCUCGACCUCCCUCUUAACGCAGACGCGAGGCUCAUUCAUGCUCGAACUUUGGGAGUGGAAUAUUAUCGCGGUGUGAUGGCUAUGGCACGUUGA
Messenger RNA from Cladophialophora bantiana CBS 173.52, 5844 nucleotides. RefSeq lists its product as uncharacterized. The record is from RefSeq and is a predicted model, not a curated record. The coding region runs from base 1 to 5844 and encodes 1947 amino acids. Gene Ontology annotation, biological process: RNA export from nucleus; post-transcriptional tethering of RNA polymerase II gene DNA at nuclear periphery; protein import into nucleus. The transcript has 6 exons. Gene Ontology annotation, molecular function: structural constituent of nuclear pore. NCBI's taxonomy places the organism in Eukaryota, Fungi, Ascomycota, Eurotiomycetes, Chaetothyriales, Herpotrichiellaceae. Gene Ontology annotation, cellular component: nuclear pore cytoplasmic filaments; nuclear pore.